AUGGUGAUGAUACUGACGUUAUUGUUUUUGAAUUGUGAGUAUGGUGAUUUAGAAAUUAUAUUAUGUCGACUCGUAUUAACUAUCUUUCUAGAGUAUACCGUUACAGAAAGUGGUGAUUUUUUUUUAAUGGAAAUGUUUAAUAAUAAAACUAAUGUAUAA
Messenger RNA from Dictyostelium discoideum AX4, 159 nucleotides. RefSeq lists its product as hypothetical. The coding region runs from base 1 to 159 and encodes 52 amino acids. The transcript is spliced from 3 exons. NCBI's taxonomy places the organism in Eukaryota, Evosea, Eumycetozoa, Dictyosteliales, Dictyosteliaceae. The record is from RefSeq and is a predicted model, not a curated record.